UAUUUUAUUAUAUUAUUUUAUUAUUGUUAAUAAUUAUUUUGAGGGGUUGGAUGGGGAGGGAGAGGGAGAUAAGUUAAAAUUUAAAAAUGUAGAAAAUUUGUAAAUUAUAAAAAAUGUAAAUAAUUAUAAAUUUUAAAUAAUUGUAAAAAUGUGAAUAAUUGUAAAAAUGUCAAUAGUCGACGAAAUUAAUAAUUUGUUAUAUUCCUCCAAUACACAUCUACAACAUCUCGCGAAUGAGAACUUGAUGAAAUGGCAGCGAAGUCAGGAAGCCUGGAACGAAUCCCACUCCAUUCUCACCUCAAACCUUCCAAACGACGUAAAGUUUAUAGCUGGUCAGACGUUGCGGCUGAAGAUACUGUACGAUUUCUAUCAGUUACCUCGUGAAUCUCUCAGUAAUAUCUGCCAAUCUCUUCUCUCACUACUACUUCAGCCUCUGCCGAAAAACGUGUUGAAUAGUGUGGUGUUGAGUGUGUGUGACAUGAGUAUUCAGAUGAUAGAGGAGUGGGAAACUCCGAUAGUAACAUUCGUGUCAUAUUAUAAAAGUAAUAAAUUAACACUUGAAAAUGUGUUACUCCUACUGCAACUGUUCCCCGAAGAGUCAAACAAUAAUCGCUUACUACUCACAAAUGACAUACAAUCAAGACUUAACAACGCAAUUAAAACACAAUAUCACACCGUACUACUCUUCCUCAAUGAAGUUUAUCAACUGGUGGAAAAGGGUAAGUUAAUUGUGGUUUGGUAUAAUUGGUACACGAAUUGUGAAAUUGACACAAUAACAGAAUUUGAACUAUUAUUACUGCAGCAUUGUAUUGAAAUUAUCCAAAAUCCCAGCCUUAAUACUCCAGAGCUAUACGAACUUGCCAUAGACUCUCUAAUACACUUUCUACACACCAACACACACACACACACUAACACACAGAAGAACAAAUUUGACACGAUAAAAAAAACGUUAAAAAAUGUGUUAUACAACUUGGAACCCCAGCUGGUCACAGGAUUUGAAAAUGCGGACACAUUUCUGUUUGAUAAUAUUUCUCUUUUGCUGGUAAAUGUGGUGGAGCCUGGGGAUGAGUUGGUGGAUUGGUUGGUGAAGUUUAUUGAGGUUCCUUAUUUGCUGCUGUAUAAAGAGUUUCCCGGUUUUAACCCUUUUAAGUCAGAUUACAGUAGGGAACACUGCAGACAAAUUGUACUCGAAAAUAAAUCCAGUACCACACACUUUGAUGAUCAACUCUACCACAUCUCCAAACGUGCCACACACUCCCUCAUCGAUUUAUCCAACUAUGAACUCAAUAUUGUGGAUAAAAUGGUCAGUAGUAUUUUAUUGUUAACAGUGCCACCGUAUAAUAGUACGGGGGACAUCAAUUUGUUGGUGGAGUUUUAUGAGGAGUAUGUGGACUUGGUGUUGGAAUUGUAUGACGUGAUUUACCGCGUAAUUGGCUUUACAAAGGCGUAUCAGCUUGUAAAUAACUUACUUUCAACACCAAACUACGGUAAAAAUCUAUUAUUAAUAAUGUCGUCACUUUACUUAUUACCCAGUGUCAGUAUGGACCGUACCGUAUGCAACGAUGUUGUUAACUUGCUGCUUAAGAUUCUGGAAAACAACUCAGACUCUGAACUCUUCCAACUCUUCAGAAUUAAUUCCAUCUCCUUCUUCGCCAAAAUCAGAAGAUCAAUCACCAGGGACUCCCUAUUACCCAUCAUACAAAUGAUUAACCACAUGUUAACUCAGUGUGUCGGUAGGUUUGGUGAAAGAUUGGUGUUGGAAAGUGUCGGUAGUAUUUAUAAACUGUGUCAAACUCAGACGUUAAAUUUGGAACUGUUCAAUUUACUGCAGAGUACUAUGAGCAUCAGCAGCAUUAGCAGCAAUCUGAACAACACCGUAAUGAUCCUAGAAGCCAUCUCCAGCACCACCAAAAACGCUACCAGCGACAUGAUCGUCCACGUGUAUAAUACACUUUUUAAGGGUUCUCUCAAUACCUCAUUGGACCCCUCUGAUACAACCCAAUUACUCAGUGGUUUGGUGGGAUUUCUGCGUAAUUUGGGUGACAGGGCUGAUUUGCGUGUGAUAACUGAUCAUACGCCUGUGUUGCUCAGAUUACUGCAUAAGUAUCAUUUGGACGAGGAAAUGGUUGAGUUAAUUUGCCGUUGUCUCAAGCACACGGCCAGGGUUUCCUCACACAGUUUUCUCCUACACGUUGGUGAUUUAGUCAACCUUAUCAACGCCAUAGCUAAUGUUAAACUUUUUAGCACAUAUUUAUACGUGGUUCAGUGGCUAUUUCUGCUAAUUGGCACCAGUGACACCGUCGGCUGCGGUGACACCCUGGGCACUGUGGUACAGUUUUACGGCGUUUUGACAGUGCUGACACUGAAAAGGUUUAGUGAAGGAGUUGUGGACCAGCUCCUAGUGGAGGAUUUUUACGGUCUCCAGGCCGAGUUUUUCCUCGAAACUGAUCAGUUUCUAACUGAUCUCAAUACCGUCCAGCAGAUCAUCAAAUUUAGCACUCAAUUCUUAUUUCUCAGGUGUAAAAAUGUGUUUCAGUUUUGGUUCUCACUGCUGAGAGUUUCGAGGAAUAAUUUGAGACUCAGACCACUAGUGCUGCAACACGUGCAACAAGCCGUCAACAACUGUUUUGCACUCCUGACCAAUAAUCCAUCACACACAAUACUACACCACAUCCAACAACUAUUCAAAUACAUCACACAGUUUUACUCACACAACAUUAAUAGUAUGAAUAUUGGGGAUAGUAUGAAUAUUGGGGAUAUUGUGGACAAUGAGGAUAAUAUGAGGAGUGCUGGACCAAGCACCGUAACGGAACUGAUGAACACAGGAUUGAAUGAGUUACCGGGUGAGAUAAUAUCGAAUGAGAAGAUGAGGAGGUAUUUACUGGAAGGACUUGUAAAUGACACAAAAGAUACAACCAACCACCUACACAAACUACUCUCCAAACUCGCCAUGAGAUACAGACAAUAAUCAAACACCUUAUUUUAUACCACUCUA
Messenger RNA from Theileria parva strain Muguga, 2995 nucleotides. Its product is annotated as Exportin 1-like family protein. The transcript is spliced from 5 exons. Lineage: Eukaryota; Apicomplexa; Aconoidasida; Piroplasmida; Theileriidae. The record is from RefSeq and is a predicted model, not a curated record. Bases 167 to 2968 code for a protein of 933 amino acids. Gene Ontology annotation, biological process: protein import into nucleus. Gene Ontology annotation, cellular component: nuclear membrane; cytoplasm.